Symbiodinium natans is the source of this 1059-nucleotide messenger RNA. The record is from the annotation of a GenBank genome assembly. NCBI's taxonomy places the organism in Eukaryota, Dinophyceae, Suessiales, Symbiodiniaceae.
AUGGCAUUUCAUGUUGAUGUCGAAGCAGAGAUUUUCGAGGGCCUUUGGGAUAUCUCCGAUCCGCCAGAGGACGACAUCUACUCGCAAGUUUCACCGGAUGAAAGCGAGCAGGAGAUUCCAGCUGAUGUUAGCACGCCCCACCCGCCUGACUCGCAAGCCCCUGGCCACAAGGUGCCGAGCAAAUUCGCCAGGUUGUUUUCCAACUCCAGAAGGUGGACCAUUUCCGCUGCAGAGUUCUGUUGCAAGGUCCUUGUGCCGGCCUACAGUGCAGGAGCAGUGAUCGGCAAGAGGGGAAAGAACCUGAUGAAGCUCCAACAGCGGACACAGACAAUGAUGACCGUGUCUGCUACCCAUGUCUUUUUUCCAGGUACACGAGACCGCAUGCUCAUCAUCCUGGCUGCGACAAAGAGAAGCUUCGCCGCUGGUGUGCACGCCGUCGUCACGGAGGCAAUGAAAAGAUCCCCUGACCAAGCGGCCAUUCAGCUGGUGGUGCCCAGCUCCUCUGCUGGCAAAAUCAUGGGGCAGGGUGGCGCGAACAUCUGCGAGAUACGCAAAGCCACGGGCUGCCACAUCAGCAUGAGCCCACAGAAUCGCGGCGUCAAUGAGCGAGUCGUCCUACUGAAGGCCUGUACGGACAUCUUCCUGGUGAGAGGAGCCGUGUCUGUUCUGGAGUGCAUCCAAGACGACCCGCAGAUCCAAGAGCACAUGAGCUUCAAGUAUGUGGUGGCGCUUCCGCUUGGUUCUUGGGAUUGUGGCAAGCCGGGCCCAGCUGAACCAAGCGUGGAGCUGAUGCCUUUGGAGUUGGCCAGAGUCUCGCCGAAGCGGCCAAUCCUGGAAAACCUGCUCAGGGCCGCGCCGAGAAAGCUCUUGAUCCGGCAUGGCGUGCUGGGUGGUAGCAUCGAGAAAGUUCUCAAGAGGACGACUCGGGAGGAGCUUCUGGCUGUGUUGGCGGAGGCCUGGGGCAGCAUCCCCAAACAGAACGGGCGCGCGGACUCUCCGAACGAAGGACUUGCGUCCGGCGCGCUGCGGCAGGCGCUUCCUGUCGGACUCCAGCCGUAG